AUGCCCGAGCCUCUAAGUGAGUCCUCGGGCCCGAUACAAUCCAUCCGUCGCUCGGUCACUCUCCCCACGAAGUUAAACCCCCCGGCGCAACCGGCGCAACGUGUUUCAGGCGCGCCAAACAUCAGAGAAAACGUCAUUUUCUAUCAUCCUUCGGCAAAGAUUGUCCAUUUUGCUCCCAGGGCUCUCGUGCCAAUUCCGUCGAGUACCGCGCCUACCGAUUUCGAUUACCCCGUGGACACCAUCGAGACACUCCCAUGGCGCUCAGCCACUGAACGGACCGUCGCAACUGCACCCUUGAGGCUGGAAAUGGUGCACGGACUGACUGUCUUCCUCAAAUGCGGAAAUGUCGUCCAUGCGAUCCUGAAGAACUCCCAGUGUUGGUGUGUUGACGGCGUUUCGAAGUUUGUUUUGCGCAUUCGCCCGCUCACUUAUUAUCGCAUCGAGCUGCCGUAUGAAUUGAACGAAGAGAAGAUAUUAGUGGAGGAUUUGAAAAUUGCAUUGCCUACUGUACUGCGAUACGAAGUCACGCCAUGUCCUUUCAAGCGCGCUUUCACUGUCGAGAUCCCCGAGGAUGCGAUGGCGCCACGUCGCAAAAAGGCCUGGCAACCGAAGGACCGCAAAGACAGUCUUCUUUCAGUCCCGGGGAGUAACCAGAGCUCGCCUUCGGAAGGCAAGUCAGACUGGCUCGACUCCACCAGUACUGGAGACGACACCGAUGGAGGCGUAACGGAUGACAGUAUGGGCCCCAAGGCGGCUAAGAGUACGACACCAGAGCCUUCACCUUCUGGCGAUCAGUCACCCGUGUUCUCCAAUACAUUCGAGCUUCCCAUACAACCGAAACCCACUAGGCGCUCGGUGACUGAAAUUCCGCAAACCUUCACCAGCCUUCGGGCAAAGUUUGAUUCGAGUCCUGUGCCAGAAGAACUUCCAAUGUCAGAGGAAACCCAAGCUCCGGAAGAAGCCGUACUGGUAGAGCAGACUCCUGUUCCAGAACCAGUUCAAGCUCCGCCUCCAGAGGAAGGUCAGAUGGUGCAGAACGCGCCUGUUUUCGAGGAAGUUCCAAUUCAAGAAGAGACUCCUGCCCAGGAUGAUACUUUGACCCCAAGAAACCCUUCGACUCGAGAAAAUACAGUUCUCCCAGAUGAGCUUCCAGCUCAACCGGAAAUCCCUACUGUGCACGUAGACACAGAACCGGUCGCUGAUUGUCUUCUUUCGGACCCUCGGGAGGAUCUUGAAGCAUUGAAAGAAGCCCAAGGCGGGGACACUUUAGCUUCGGAACAUGGCCUAUCGACAGAACCUGGAUCGCAGGUGGAAGGUCUGACCACAGAGGCUAUAAUAUCAGAACGAAAGCCUUCCCCCAAGAACCUUCGAGCCUUGCAAGAAAUCUCCGAUUCCAAUCAGAAUGCUGUUCCAGAUGCCCAUGCUGCAGACAAGGCCCGUGUCGCGGCCAAGGCCACCGAUGGCUGUGCUCCGGAGGUCCCGACCUUGACAAUCCCGAUUUCAAAGCCAUAUUCGAUCUCCUACCGUGAACCCGAUACCGAGCAUACCGAUUCGUUCUCAUCUACGCCUGAUUCUUUCCACUCGGCGGAUCCUACAUCGCCCUCGGAUUCGAUCUCCACCCAUACAACACCUGAAAAACAUCGUGACCUGUCUCAAGCAGACUCCUACCUAUCUGGGCCAACGGAAGGUUUUUUACCUCAUAAGCUGGAGGUAUUCCCAGCCCAAGACACUUCAGCGAGCAAUGGUUCUCCUAUCGCAUCUACGAAUUUUGUCUAUUACGAAGCGAGAGAGAGACCCCAAAAGCCUUCUUUGGCGAUCUCUUCGGGUAUCAAGACGGACUCGCAGACUGUUGCCAAAGGUUCGUCUCCCCCAGCGGAUCUCAGCCUUAUGAGCACAGAAUUCCGCCGCCGGGCACAGGCAACAAGAGAGCGCGACGUCUCUCCGAUGCCCCCCUCUUCCGCGAUCUAUCAACCAAACCGGGGCAUGGAAGCCAAAUCUAUACUUUCAAAGACCCUCGCACUUGUGCUCGUCCCGCCGAUUUCGCUUUUCAUCAUCUUGCUGCACAUUACAGCGCGUAUUGUUAUCAGCCCUGCUGUUAGUUCCUCUCCAGGCGAGCCCACGUCAGGCUCGCGUUCAGCAAAGAACGAGCCUGCCGCCGAGGAUGAUGAUUUUGAUUUCCCUUUGGAGCGUGAAACGUCUUCUGAAUACGAAGAUGCAGAGAUAACCAGGAAGUUAGACCCCUGGGAGCUCGACUAA
Molecule: messenger RNA, 2256 nt
Organism: Penicillium atrosanguineum
Lineage: Eukaryota; Fungi; Ascomycota; Eurotiomycetes; Eurotiales; Aspergillaceae
Exons: 2
Coding region: 1-2256 (751 amino acids)
Biological process (GO): peroxisome inheritance
Cellular component (GO): extrinsic component of intraperoxisomal membrane
Source: RefSeq, a predicted model, not a curated record